Molecule: messenger RNA, 1838 nt
Organism: Quercus robur (English oak)
Lineage: Eukaryota; Viridiplantae; Streptophyta; Magnoliopsida; Fagales; Fagaceae
Product: F-box/FBD/LRR-repeat protein At1g13570-like
Exons: 4
Coding region: 337-1560 (407 amino acids)
Molecular function (GO): protein binding
Source: RefSeq, a predicted model, not a curated record
UCUGAUUCCAGAAUAAUGUAUGAAGGAAGAACUUUCAGUUAGAACACUGCUAUUUUGAGCUGGAUUUGAACCAGCGUAGACAUAUUUUCAAUGAAUUUACAGUGCUGUUCAAAUUCUUUCUUCCUCCUGUUCUAUGGAUUUUUUGUUUAACCAAUGAAGGGAGGCAACAAUCAACCUUAAAAAUUGGACCAGCAUAGACUGGGUUUAUCUAACCACAAAUCAAGAAUAUGGCUCAUUUUUCUUUCGUAUGUGCCUCAAGCCGUAUCCCUUUGCCCCUAGCAAAUGAUUGAUUAAAAUAGACAAAGAGAAGCACUAAAGUCCCUGUGCUAGAGGGCAAUGGAGCUAGAUGAAAUCAGCAACUUACCAGGGCAUGUUGUAGAUCAAAUUCUUUCACAGUUGUCAAUUAGGGAGGCGGUAAAGACAAGUGUUUUGUCAAGCAAGUGGAGAUAUAAAUGGGCUACCCUUCCAAAUCUUGUGUUUGAUAAUGAGUGUUACUCAUUUUCUUCAUUAGAUCAAACUGCCGUCAAGAGUAAACUUGUGAAUAUUGUUGAUCACGUUCUCUUACUUCAUAAUGGCCCAAUUUACAAGUUCAAGCUAUCACAUCGAGAUCUUCAAGGUAUUAGUGACAUUGAUCGGUGGAUUCUUCAUCUAUCAAGGCACUCUAUCCAAGAAUUCAUACUUGAAAUUUGGAAAGGGCAACGCUACAAGAUGCCUUCUUGUUUAUUUUCUUGCCAACAUUUGAUUCAUUUAGAGUUAUUUAAUUGUUUGCUAAAACCUCCAUCGACAUUUAAAGGCUUCAAGAGUUUGAAGAGCCUUGAUCUUCAGCAUGUGACCUUGGCUCAAGAUGUGUUUGAAAAUCUAAUUUCUAGUUGUCCUCUACUUGAGAGAUUGACAUUGAUGAACUUUGAUGGUUUCACUUAUCUCAACAUUGAGGCACCAAAUCUCCAGUUUUUUGACAUUGGAGGUGUUUUUAACGACAUUAGUUUUGAAAAUGCCUUCCAAUUAGCUGUUGUUUCCAUUGGAUUAUAUGACAAAAGGCAAUCCCAUGCCAACUCUAGCAAUUUGCUCAAAUUUUUUGUUCAUCUGCCUCAUAUCCGAAGGUUGGAGAUUCAGAGUUACUUUUUGAAGUAUUUGUCCGUUGGCUUUGUGCCAGGAAAGUUGCCUAAUCCAUGUUUCAAUCUCAAUUAUCUUUCUAUACGCAUAAACUUCAAUGAUGUGGAUGAGGUUUUAACUGCUCUAUGCAUCUUAAGAAGUUCCCCUAAUCUGCAAGAACUAGAAGUUUUGGCUCGUCCAGAGGAGCAGGCUGCUGUGGGAACAGUAACUAACAUAAAAGAAGACAACCAUUGGAGUUGUCACCAACUGCGACUAGUGAAAAUACUUGGCAUUUCUGGUAUCAAACCUGAGUUAAAUUUCAUCAACCUUCUGCUAUCAACUUCCCCUGGGCUUGAAAAAAUGACUGUUAAGCCUGCUUCCAACAAUGGAGGAUGGGAAUUGCUAAAAGAUUUGCUGCGAUUCAGGCGAGCCUCUGUACAAGCAGAAAUCAUUUACAUGGAUCCAUAAUUUAUCAGUGUGGCAGCUGAAAGCUUACAUGCCAAGGAAAAAAAAAGGAUAUUAGUCUCUGCAAUUUAUUUAUGUUCAGAAAACUGUCAUACUGGCAGAACUUUAUGAUGACAUUUAUAGUGGUACACAAUUAGGGAGUAUUCUUUUGGACCUCCAAGCUGCCAUACCAUAGUAGAAAUCAUUGAACUUGGCCCUGUAUUCAUGUUCUGUGUUUUUCACUAUAAGUCUCAAACUAAUUUAUAGGUAUGUAAAAUGAAAAUUUUAGGAACUUCUUACUA